Molecule: messenger RNA, 1414 nt
Organism: Drosophila takahashii
Lineage: Eukaryota; Metazoa; Arthropoda; Insecta; Diptera; Drosophilidae
Product: serine protease inhibitor 77Ba-like
Molecular function (GO): serine-type endopeptidase inhibitor activity
Source: RefSeq, a predicted model, not a curated record
GAUUGUCAAUGGGGAUAAUCCUAAACUAAAGAGUUAUUUGAAAAACAACAGUUAUUAGGCUGAAUAUAUAACAUGAGGAUCGGACUUCCAGUGAUAUUAAGCGUCAUGGUCCUUCUAAUGGCGCAAGAGAAAUAUGCCCAAUCAAUAUCGCAGGGUGUCGAGGAAUUUUCCUUUAAUCUCCUGCAGCACGUAUCAAUCGAAACGGAGAGGCAGAACCGGAACUUCAUGAUAUCGCCCUUCUCCGUUUGGUCACUCCUGGUGCUCCUCCUGGAAGGAUCGGGUGGAGAAACGCUUUACCAGCUAUAUCAGACCCUAAGGAUAAAUGUUGGUAAUGUGCGAGAUCUGCGCCAGUUCUAUAGUGAAAGAAACCAGCUCCUAAAUACCAAAACAUCCGAAGUCGAGGUGGCCACCCUGCAGGCAAUUUUAACGGACUAUCGUUUACCCAUCGGGUACAACUACCGGAACGUCAUGAUGACAACCUACAAAGUGCGACCUGUUGAAGUGGACUUCAGUGACCCAGCUACGGCGCUGAAGAUCAACGAGCUUGUACGUCGCUUCAGCCGAGGUCUUAUUCCUCAUACAAUUCUCCCACAGGACAUAUAUGGAGUCAGGAUGUUUCUGCUCUCCGUUCUCUUCUUCAAGGGCCAGUGGAAGCUGCCUUUCGAUGAGACUCUGACGAGAGAGGAGCCCUUUUACAGCGAGAGCGGUGAGGAGAUCGGCAAAAUGCCCAUGAUGAAGCAGGAAGCGAACUUCGCCUAUGUCGAUAACAUCGAUGGUCUGAAGGGCACUGUCCUGGAGCUGCCCUACGGCACCCAGGACCGACUGGCGAUGCUUGUGCUGCAGCCCCAUCCCGGCUUCAAAUUAAACGACGUGGCAGGCAAUCUAAGAGCCUUGGGACUGAGACCCAUUCUCCAGGGGCUGGCGGCCAAGAGAAAUGAGGACAGAGACGUGAAGGUCCAGAUGCCCAAGUUCACAAUUACCACAGACCUUAGACUCAGGGAAAUCCUUAUACGGAUGGGCAUUCGUGAUCUAUUUGGAGAUGCCGCCAACCUAGAACGUAUGUCGAGCGGAUUGUAUGCCAGUCAAGUCGACCACUCCUCCAAGAUUAUCGUAGACGAAAAGGGAUCAACCGCGGCAGCUGUCACAACGGCUACGAUAGACUUCAAGAUGAUUAAACCCAGCCUUAACCUGAACAGACCCUUUCAGUACAUGAUCGUGGAGAAGACAACCGGCCUGAUGCUUUUCGCCGGCCAAGUUCGGAAACCCGAGGCGGCUUAGGGAUCUUAAUCUGACUUUAUACAAAUUUUACAAUAAAUACGUUGGGCUAAGUAAUCCGUAAGUUAAGUGGUCAUUUAUUGACGAUAUUAUUUAUAGAAAACUAAGUUAAUAAAGAAUCGUUCAUGCUGCUUUUAUA